Messenger RNA from Parnassius mnemosyne (clouded apollo), 966 nucleotides. NCBI's taxonomy places the organism in Eukaryota, Metazoa, Arthropoda, Insecta, Lepidoptera, Papilionidae. The record is from the annotation of a GenBank genome assembly.
AUGCACAGUUACCUUGAAGCGGCUAUAGCUACCACACUACUCCAAAUUUUGUUUUCCUUCUCAGCCGUGAGCGGCGUCAGCUGGGAGGAAUGGUGGACCUACGACGGUAUUUCAGGUCCAGCGUUCUGGGGUUUGAUCAAUCCAGAAUGGUCUUUAUGCAACAAAGGCCGGCGGCAAUCACCGGUGAACCUCGAGCCGGAAAAAUUGCUCUUCGACCCCAACCUUCGCUUUUUACACAUAGAUAAACAUAGGAUAAACGGAUUAAUUAGCAAUACGGGUCACUCAGUCAUAUUUACGGUCGAAAAUGAGACUCGUCAUCAUAUAAAUAUAACCGGCGGCCCUCUAUCGUACAAGUAUCAAUUCCAUGAGAUACAUAUUCAUUACGGACUUCACGAUCAAUUUGGAUCCGAGCACGCCAUCAAUGGAUAUUCAUUUCCCGCCGAGAUACAAAUAUUUGGAUUCAAUUCGCAACUUUAUUCGAACUUUUCUGAAGCUUUGCAUAAAGCUCAAGGAAUCGUAUCGAUAUCAUUGCUAUUACAACUUGGGGAUUUGUCAAAUCCAGAACUAAGGAUAUUGACGGAAGAGCUGGAAAAUAUUAAAUACGGAGGCGCCGAGAUGCCUGUAAACAGAUUAUCAGUUCGAGGCCUGCUACCUGAUACGGACUACUACAUGACCUAUGACGGGUCAACGACGGCUCCGGCGUGUUUUGAGACCGUGACGUGGAUAAUAAUUAACAAACCCAUAUAUAUCACCAAACAACAGCUUCACGCCUUAAGACGUCUUAUGCAAGGUGACGCCCGUCACCCAAAAGCUCCUCUUGGAAACAACUUUAGACCACCUCAACCCCUUCAUCAUCGAGCCGUUAGAACAAACAUUGAUUUUGAUUUAAGCAAGUAUCCUGGGAAAACUUGUCCAAGCAUGCACCGGGACAUGCAUUACAAAGCCAAAACUUGGACGCAGUAUUAA